GACGGCGUGGGGCGCCUCGGCGGGUCGGUGGGAGCGCCAUGCCCGACGGCCAGGCUCCGCCGCUGCGAGGCUGGGAGGCGCGGGCCGGCGGACGACUGGAAGCGGGCGGCGAGGCACCGGGGCCGGCGCGCCAGGCGGGGAGAUGAGCGGCGCGGCCGGGCGGCUGCUGGGGCUGGCGCUGGGCCUGGGGCUGUGGCUGGGCGCGCCGGCGGGCACCCGGGCGUCGGCCGCGCUGCGCUACGCCGUGCCCGAGGAGCUGCCGGCGGGCUCGGCGGUGGGCGCGGUGCUGGCCGAGCUGGGGCUGGCGCGGGCCGCGGGCCGCAACGUGCGCCUGGUGUCGGGCGGCGGGCGCAGCUACUUCGAGGCGGACGCGAGCAGCGGGCAGCUGGUGGUGCGUGAGCGCCUGGACCGCGAGGCGCUGUGCGGGCCGCUCUCGCCCUGCGUGCUGAGCCUGCAGGUGGUGGCCGAGAAGCCGCUGGAGCUCUUCGGCGUGGCCGUGGAGGUGCUGGACAUCAACGACAACGCGCCGGCCUUCGCCAGCCGCCAGAUGCGCCUGGAGGUCAGCGAGGCGGUGGCGGCGGGCGCGCGGUUCCCGCUGGAGAGCGCGCAGGACCCGGACGUGGGCGCCAACGGCGUGCAGGACUACCAGCUGAGCGCCAACGCGCACUUCGCCCUCGAGCUGCAGGCCCGCGCCGACGGCUCCAAGUACGCCGAGCUGGUGCUGCGGGCGCCCCUGGACCGCGAGCGGCAGCCCGAGCUGCGCCUGCUGCUCACCGCGCUCGACGGAGGCAGCCCCCCGCGCAGCGCCAGCCUGCCGGUGCUGGUCGACGUGCUGGACGCCAACGACAACGCGCCCGUCUUCAACCGCUCCUCCUACGGCGCCCGCCUGCGGGAGGACGCCCCGCCGGGCUCGCUGGUGGCCCAGCCCCGCGCCGUCGACCUGGACGAGGGCCCCAACGGGGACAUCCUCUACUCCUUCAGCAGCCACACCCCGGCCCGGGUCCGCCAGCUCUUCGGCCUGGACUCGGCCAGCGGAGAGCUGCGCCUCAGGGGCUCGCUGGACUUCGAAGAAGCCGCCUUCUACGAGAUCUACAUCCAGGCGAAAGACCAGGGCCCCAAUCCCGCGGUGGCUCAUUGCAAAGUGCUGGUGGAGGUCCUCGACGUGAACGACAACGCCCCCGACAUAACGGUGACCUCCGUGUACAGCCCGGUGCCCGAAGAUGCAGCGCCAGGGACCGUCAUUGCUCUGCUGAGCGUCACGGAUCAGGACUCGGGGGAUAAUGGACUGGUCCACUGCUCAGUACCUUCCGGCAUCCCCUUCGCCCUUAGCUCCUCUCUGAAGAAUUACUACACCUUGAAAACCAAAGAACCCCUGGACAGAGAACUUGUUUCGGAGUACAACAUCACCAUCACAGCCCAGGAUGGGGGUUCACCUCCUCUUGCAGAGGAAAAGCAGGUACUGGUUAAAGUAUCCGAUAUCAACGACAACCCUCCCAAGUUCCCACAGCCCUCUUAUGACGUGUACGUGGAGGAGAACAACCUUCCAGGGACCCUGGUCCUUAACGUCAGUGCCUCAGACCCAGAUCUGAACAGCAAUUCCCACCUUUCCUACUCCAUCCUGGACAGUCACAACCCUUCAGGAGACCUGGCGGGCAGGUAUUUUACUAUUAAUCGGGAAAAUGGGACUAUUUAUGUCCUAGUGCCUCUGGACCACGAGGAUAUCAUGGAGUUCAGGAUGGUGGUGCAGGUGCGUGAUGGGGGCACGCCAUCCCUUGCCACCAACCUCACGGUUGGUGUAUUUGUCACAGACCAAAACGAUAAUCCGCCCCAAGUCUUGUACCCCCACGCAAAUGCUAGUUCUUGGCUUUCAGAGACCAUUUCGCCCACAGUCACCCCUGGAUACCUGGUCACCAAGAUUGUGGCUUGGGAUGCCGAUGCUGGUUACAACGCUUGGCUCUCCUAUUCACUUCUGCAAGCCACGGACCCGGGGCUUUUCACGGUGGGGCUCCACUCUGGGGAAGUAAGCACUGCCCGCCAGCUACAGGAGGAAGACUCCCACAAGCAGACAUUGGUCAUCUUAAUAAAAGACAAUGGGGAACCUGCCUUAUCGUCCACCGUGACCCUCACAGUAACAGUAGCAGAGGCAUCGGGAGAGGCAAAUCUCGCAAUGGUGCCCUUCAGACCCCAAACAAAGAAGAACUUGACUUUCUAUUUAAUCCUUGCUGUCAUCUUGAUCUCCGUGGCCUUCUUUCUUACGGUGCUCGGGGUGGGGAUUUAUAAAUUCUACAAGUGGAGGCAAUCCAAGGAUAUAUUCAAGGCCUCCAGAAGCUCCCUUUACAGGUCUCCGGGACCUUUCAACCACAUAGACAACGUUCGGGGUGGAUUUACGCCUCCAAACUUUUACCAGCAAGUCCGUACCACUGACUCCCGCCACAGUGACCUUCUGUACAAAAUGCCCUUUACCCCCAGUCCCAUAGGGAGCCGCCAGAACACUCUCGUCAGAUGCGACCCUGCGCUAUAUAACCAGAUAAUAAGCACAAAUAGUAGGCAUCCGGUGCCCUCUGAGCAAGCACAACCUGUUAACACAGACUGGCGAUUCUCUCAGGCCCAGAGACCAGGCACCAGCGGAUCUCAGAAUGGGGAUGAAAAUGGAACUUGGCCAAACAAUCAGUUUGAUACAGAAAUGCUCCAAGCCAUGAUCCUGGCAUCAGCAAACGAAGCUGCCGCCGCCGCCGCCGCCAAUCCAGACGGGAAUUCGACUCUGGGGGGAGGAGCAACUGCAGGCACGAUGGGCCUCAGCACCAGGUAUGGCCCCCAGUUCACCCUGCAGCACGUCCCUGACUACAGGCAAAAUGUGUACAUCCCCGGCAGCACGGCCACCCUCUCCAAUCCCAACGGCAAACGUGAUGGGAAACCAGCAGCCUCUGGAGGGGGGAACAAGAAGAAGUCAGGGAAGAAAGAGAAGAAGUAGGAGGCACGCACAGGAGGAGGAGGAGACCAGCGCCAUCUUAGACCUGAAGGGCAGAACCUUCCAGCACUCCCCCCAGUUCAUAGCCUAGGAUGGAGGAUGAAUGUGAAUUUGUGGGUAAUGUUUUUUUAAAAUGACACAGAACAUUGCGAAUGUAUGUUGUUGUGGCAUCAUCAGGGCUGCUAAGAGUAGGCCCACCUACCUGUAGCCCUCAUGAUGUCAAAGAAUUUGGAAACAAAACAAGAUGAGUCCUGUGGGUGGUGAUGCCCUCCUCGCAAGGGAAAUCUCGUGCGCAAGGGUGCCUGAUCUGGGAAAGAUUUUUCUUUACUGUUGGUUUGCUCCAGAGUGACCCGAAGCACCUGCGAGGCUUAGGGUGGGCUCUGCCCAUUGUAAAUAAUUCUUCUAGGCAGGGAUCGCCAUAUUUAUGCAUUUUUUCCCCAUUUUGAAGCACAUCCUCAGAUUUUGAGUGUUGAUUUCUCCCCCUGAAAGUAGCAACUGGAAUCCUUGUUAUGAAGUUGUUUGGGAGUGCUUUAGUUCCUGUCAAACCUGUUGAUUUUUUAAAAAAUAACUGUUUAUCCUCCAUUAUUAGAAGGGAAUGCGAUUCAGGUGCAUUAUAAACAUUUAUCUUUUAUGUUUAAGUUUGACCAGUGAUGGCCUAAAAAUGAAACUGAAGUCAUGAUCUCUGAGAAGCAGAGCGCACAAUCACGCUGCCAUGGGAAGCCGUCCAAGGCAGAGGGGGGGCCACAGACCUUUGCAGGGCAGACCCCCCCCCUGCCUCUUAUGGGUUGAGUCCUGAGGCCUCUAAAAAGACAUCUCAUCUCCGUUUUGGUCAUAAAUAUUUAUGUGUACAGUAAAUGUUUUCUGGAAAUAAGAGUUAGGGAAAGUAGUGGGCCGCUUGUGAGCGUGGCGAGCUGCUGUUCCUUUAUGCACUGAAAUAGCCCGGUGAGGGUCCACUUUGGUCAGAAACGGGUUCUGAUCGCCCAGCGGAGAAUGAGAAAAAAAAGGAAUGCUUCACAUUUUGCUUCUCAUCAAGUUGCAUGUAGAACACUCAUCUUUCAGUAGGACAGCCAGUGCCGCCCACACUAGAAUACAGAAGCCAUUGCAUGCCGUAAACAGCAUGAUGUAAAUAUGCUGCCGAACGCUCACAACCGUGGUGCAACCCGAGCAUUGUCUGUCUGCCAGGCAAGUCCAGUAGCAAGAUGCGUCUGUUGGCCUGUGUCGGAACACCGGCCAAGUCUGCACGUUCCGUGUGUCUGUGCAGCUCCCCUAAGAACUGCCUGUGCUUUACAGGCCGUCGCAAUCAGAUGUUAAAAGUCAGCAGCAUUUGGCUGGAGAAAGUUCAGGGCCCAGGCAUGGAGAGGGGAUGCCGGAAUUGGUUCUUGGCAACGCUUGCUGACUGCCGAGCAGCGGCCCAUCCUGGAGGUCAGCUGCAACUCCACAGAAGGGUUCUGGUGCACUGAAGGUCCUCGGGACCUCUCGACAUCACCCCUGCCUGGAUGCUGCUUGAAGUCCACUGGAUUAGGAAAAAAACACUAUGAAAUUCUUUUCCUGUGUUGUUCAAACCACUUGUUUUGGGUUCUUUAACCACAUUAUUUCGUAGCCUAGGAUUGGCGGAGGCUGGGCUUUCUUCAGCCCUUCCUUCCCUCUCUGUACAUAUCCAAAUGCAGGCCGGAAGGGGCUGCUGCGUGCUCUGGGCAUGGGGUCUCCCUCCCCUGCCUAUGGGGAGCUCCCUCCACCUUCAGCUGGCUUCUUGUUUCAGGAGCUGAGCUGCAAAGACAAAGAGGCAGCCUCUUUCUGGCACGGAGCGGUCCAAGGCUGUUUUCAUUUUUGUCCUAAACCUCUCAUCAGCAGCUCCCCUGAGAUGGUCACGCCUUCUCUGAUCACCUUGGGUUCAACUCCUGACAACUUUCCAGAACUUUGCAGUGCAGCCUUGCUGGCUGUGCGGCCUCCCCUGCCAGAGCACGAUGUCCGCUUCCAGACCUGCUGCCUCCCCGUCUAGGAAACCAGGACUGGUUUUGCAGGAAGGAACUUUUGUCUCAGCGUCUGAUUUUUGUACCAAUCCCAGUCACCCUCCCCUGUGUUUGGUGACUGCACUAGAAACAGUUUACAUAGUUAGUGAUAAAGAGCACGAUCCAGUACCUUCUCCUGCACCAGCCCCACUGAUUGGAACAGGAGCAGUGCUCUUGCACAGUGCCCGUUCCUUUCUGUGGGGCUUGCACCGGAGAGCGGCUUGCUAGAUCCUGCCCAAGGCUUGUUAUCAGCUGAAGUAGCUAUUACGUGACCCUUUUCAAAGUACGGUAGAGGAACCUUAGUUGCCCUUUCUUUUCCUUUAGUCAGCAAGCUGAAUCUAGUGUAGUACUGCUGCAAACUUAGUGAUGUGUAAGGUUUCUGUUUUUUUUAAUCUUAGUAGUAGGUGACUUGUGGACAUCAGUAUUUUCUGAUUCCUUUGUAUCUUCUUUACGUGUGCUCUUUGUGCUCUUCAGUGUAUGUGGAUUGAAACACACUUGUCCUUUCAAUGUGUCUAAUAUUGAACUAUACUUAUAUAUUAUAUAUAUGCUUAUAUCCUUCUUAUAUCCAUAUAGACAGACGUUGAUGUGUACACGCAAGUUUUAUACUCUAAUAUUUAUAUUGCUUUUUUUUUUCUUUGGGAAAAAAAUAAUAAAAUCUUUUCUUCUGAUGA
Messenger RNA from Eublepharis macularius, 5648 nucleotides. RefSeq names its product protocadherin gamma-C3-like. The transcript has 4 exons. The record is from RefSeq and is a predicted model, not a curated record. Gene Ontology annotation, molecular function: calcium ion binding. Gene Ontology annotation, biological process: homophilic cell-cell adhesion. Lineage: Eukaryota; Metazoa; Chordata; Lepidosauria; Squamata; Eublepharidae. Bases 143 to 2971 code for a protein of 942 amino acids. Gene Ontology annotation, cellular component: plasma membrane.